GAAACUGUUUGUGGGUGGCUUGGACUGGAGUACAACACAAGAAACCCUUCGUAGCUACUUCUCCCAGUAUGGAGAAGUCGUAGACUGUGUAAUCAUGAAAGACAAAACCACAAACCAGUCUCGAGGAUUUGGAUUUGUGAAAUUUAAAGAUCCCAACUGUGUGGGAACAGUACUGGCCAGCAGACCUCACACGUUAGAUGGCCGAAAUAUUGAUCCAAAGCCAUGUACGCCUAGGGGGAUGCAGCCAGAAAGGACACGACCGAAGGAAGGAUGGCAGAAAGGAUCCAGGAGUGAUAACAAUAAAUCAAAUAAAAUUUUUGUUGGUGGGAUUCCUCAUAACUGUGGUGAGACAGAGCUCAGGGAAUACUUCAAGAAAUUCGGAGUGGUCACUGAAGUUGUAAUGAUCUAUGACGCAGAGAAACAGAGGCCCCGAGGUUUUGGAUUUAUUACUUUCGAGGACGAACAAUCAGUGGACCAGGCUGUCAACAUGCAUUUUCACGACAUCAUGGGCAAAAAAGUGGAGGUGAAACGUGCAGAGCCCCGGGAUAGCAAGAGCCAGACUCCAGGGCCGCCCGGCGCCAGCCAGUGGGGGAACAGGAUCAUGCCGAGCGCUGCCAAUGGCUGGGCAGGUCAGCCCCCUCCCACCUGGCAGCAGGGAUACGGCCCCCAAGGGAUGUGGGUGCCAGCUGGACAGGCAAUUGGUGGAUAUGGGCCACCCCCCCCCGGGAGAGGAGCGCCGCCCGGAUUUCCACAGGGCUAUGGCACCCCUCCACCAUUCAGUUUUGGUUAUGGUGCUCCUCCUCCUCCACCUGACCAGUUUGCCCCACCUGGAGUGCCCCCUCCACCUGCCACUCCAGGGGCAGCACCACUAGCUUUUCCACCACCACCACCACCAUCUCAGGCAACUCAGGACAUGAGCAAACCCCCAACUGCUCAGCCAGAAUUCCCUUACAGUCAGUUUGGGCUGGGUUCCUAUUCUCAAGACCCUUCAGGCUACGCGCCAAUACUUUGUUUACACUCUUAUGGUCAGGCUGAGCAGUGA
Messenger RNA from Merops nubicus (carmine bee-eater), 1042 nucleotides. It is a transcript of the gene DAZAP1, whose product is annotated as DAZ associated protein 1. Gene Ontology annotation, cellular component: cytoplasm. The record is from RefSeq and is a predicted model, not a curated record. Gene Ontology annotation, molecular function: RNA binding. The annotation marks the transcript as partial. The transcript is spliced from 12 exons. NCBI's taxonomy places the organism in Eukaryota, Metazoa, Chordata, Aves, Coraciiformes, Meropidae.